AGCUCGUCGGCGGAAUGACGUCUCCCUUCGACGGCAUUGCCUGCUUCUGGCUGUCACUAGUCUGGAUUCAACUGGGUAUCAUCAAUGCCGGCCUGGAGUUCCUCAAGGAUUUCGUACCCCUUCAGCUGGUGCGGCUGAGAGAGAUCGAGGACGAAGAGCGGGAAAUCGAGGGCGAGUGCACCCUGGGAGCCAUCAGCAUUCGUAUGUUCGCCUUUUAAUGACUGCUAUAGGGAUUCAUCUUUAAUUAUUAUUCAAACUCAUUAUAAUUACCUACUCUGACUGUUACUGUUACCUUACAUUUCUAGUUAUGUUAACAAAGAAAUGAAAACAUUGAUUAAUUGUAUACCUUUAAGAAUAGUAUUGCUAGUACUAGCACGUUUCCAUAUAAUCUUAUCUUUUAACUUAAAAUAUUCGAUUCGAUUGUAAAUAUAGCAAAUACAAAGUAUCAUGGAAUG
Messenger RNA from Drosophila melanogaster (fruit fly), 455 nucleotides. RefSeq lists its product as uncharacterized. NCBI's taxonomy places the organism in Eukaryota, Metazoa, Arthropoda, Insecta, Diptera, Drosophilidae. The record is from RefSeq and is marked reviewed. The coding region runs from base 15 to 218 and encodes 67 amino acids. The transcript has a single exon.